AUGAUACCCCAACGGCAUCUGGAAUACUACAUGACCGAGUGGGUUACGGCAUCUCUGGAGGCAAUUGUAGCUCACCGGUUGUUCCCAUCUAUUGGCUCUCCCUCUUCUAAGCCUGUAAAUCUUCUUCGGCCGACGCAUGUGUCCGAUGAGUUGGCUCCGCUUCUCUGCAGCAAUGACUGUUCUCCGUGGGAUGUGCCUCCAACGACAAAUGACGCUUUCCGAAGUGUUGCAGGUUCGUAUAAGAACAAUACUGGCCAAACCCGCAGUGCUUGUCUGUACUCGGUGGAUUUCAUUCCCGAGUCGGCUCGUCAUUUUCGCAUAGAGGUUCCGCAAAUUGAGAGUCUGAGGGCCGCUUUGCUGUGCGAUCCAAAGUUCAAUCUGCGUCAUUCUUGGCAGCUUCGAGUAGUCGUUUGCUUAUGCAUGCCGACUUCUCGCUUUUCAACUCUGGGGGAUUCCAGAAGCGGUUCGUCGUCGGUGAGGCCUCACGAUGCGAAAUCAACUGAGAGUGACUUGAAUGAAACGGACUCGAAUAGAACGUCGGCUGAGUGCUCUUUUCGCGAGUCUACUUGUCGCCCAUUAGUGCUUAGUGGCGCAAGUGUUUACUCGGAUGCCCAGAGGCGAGACUCUCCCCUGCUUUCCCUUCAUUCUGCGGAAAGAGAGAGCCACACGCAUCACUGUCUAGAGCAGUGGAUCCUCAGUUUCCGGUCGUCGUCGUCUUCUGACCAUCAUGGGAAACUUGAACAAAGGAAGUUGUGUACAGCUUUGAAGGGUUUGUUGGCUACCGUGCACUUUCUGCCCACGCAUUCUGCUCUUCUGGCGCUGGCGAACGCCGAGAAAGCUAACUCUACACGAGACUCUCAGCAGCAGCGGGAGAUCUACGUCGAGACGCACGUCUCUGCGAGCUGGAAAAAGGCAGCGAGCCGCCACCGUCACAGGCGGGGCCACUCUACUGCCCCCUGGAUACCUCUCGUUUCUUACAGAUCUGACUUAGAUGACGUGCUGCUGUGCCGCGCAGCAGAAAGCCCAGUCUAUGGUGUAGCGACAACAAACUGCAGGGGCCCAGCAGACAACCUGAACUCUCCGCCUCCCCCUCGUAUCACACUCAGCUCUUCUCAUCACCCCUCCGAUCCAUCGACAACCGUCCUUCUGGAACCACCACCACCACCACCAACUGCUGCUGCUGCUGCUGCUGCUGCUGGUGCUGGUGGUUCUCUGGGUUACACCUCGUGUGCACCGCAUGAAGCAGCAGCAGCCAGCUGCCACCGCUGCCUUCAGCCGCCCUCUUCUCCUUCUCGUUUCCUUCAUCAGAAUAGCAGCGCCGCCUCUUGUAAGGGUCACCGGCAUGGCGCGCAGCUGCCGGAAGGAGGAGGAGGCGACUCUGCUCUCUUUUUGUUGCCUCCAUGCCCGAGCAGCAGUGGCCGCAGCAGCAGCAGCAGCAGCAGCAGCAGCAGCAGCAGCAGCAGCAGCAGCAGCAGCUGUAGCUUCAGCUGCUGUUCUUCAGGCGGAGGUAAUGAUCCUUUCAGCAGCAGCAACCAGGAGAGUAUGUAUGAGCGCUGCAGCUUUCUUUCGCUUGCAACUUCUUUAGGUACCUUGGAGUGUACAGUCAGCUACAAUGAAGAGUUUGCGCAGAACAUCGUUGCUGCUGCUGCUGCUGCUGAUGCUGCUGCUGCUGCUGCUGCGGCUGUUGAGGCUGGAGAUGGCUACAUCGACGGCUAUCAGCCUAUUGCUGUAUCUGCGCUUGGGGGGAGAGGCCUCAUCAGCAGCAACAACAGCAGCAGCAACAACAGCAGCAGCAACAGCAGCAGCAGCUGCAGGUAUGACCCCUCGCUAGAUGCUGCUGCUGCUGCUUCGGAUUCAGAUAUGUGGCUGGAGAUGAACUGGCUGCGCCCCGCUGCAGCAGACGGAGGAGCAGCAGCAGAGCAGCUCAGUGCAGGUUCCUCCAUAGACAGACCUGCUGCUGCUGCUGCUUCUGCUGCUGCUGUUGCUGCUGGCGCUGCUGCUGGUGCUGCAUAUACUCCUGCUGCUGGUGGUCGUGGUAAGGAACUGAAGAAAUCUACGAUGAAAUACAAGUUGACGAGAGGGGGAGAGAAGAAGAAAAAGAAGAAAAAAAAGAAAAAAAAGAAAAAAAAGAAGAAAGAGGAGAUAAGAAAGAAGGUACAGACAAAGAUAAAGAAGAAACGGAAAUGA
This is a messenger RNA of Eimeria mitis, 2187 nucleotides long. RefSeq lists its product as uncharacterized. NCBI's taxonomy places the organism in Eukaryota, Apicomplexa, Conoidasida, Eucoccidiorida, Eimeriidae. The record is from RefSeq and is a predicted model, not a curated record.